This is a messenger RNA of Planococcus citri (citrus mealybug), 7686 nucleotides long. RefSeq lists its product as uncharacterized. Gene Ontology annotation, cellular component: ribonucleoprotein granule; mitochondrial matrix. NCBI's taxonomy places the organism in Eukaryota, Metazoa, Arthropoda, Insecta, Hemiptera, Pseudococcidae. Gene Ontology annotation, biological process: regulation of mitochondrial mRNA stability; mitochondrial RNA processing. The transcript has 7 exons. The record is from RefSeq and is a predicted model, not a curated record. The coding region runs from base 700 to 3663 and encodes 987 amino acids. Gene Ontology annotation, molecular function: RNA binding.
UUUUGGAUUUUCUACCAAAUAUACCAAAUGCAAAUAUCUUUCUAGACCUCAAGACUUUAGACUUGAGAGUUGCUAUUUCAAAUUAUUAUUUGACUAGUUUUUAGUUUCAUACUUUUGCUGUUUAGACCAAUUUGAUUAAUAAUAGCGAAGCUCUGAAGCUUUCUACGCUGAGAUCAUUCAAAUCAGCCGCAGUGCAGACUGACUUUAUGCUGGUAAUGAACCAACCUUGAUCCAUGAAAGUUAUACCAAUUACCAACUCAGUUGCUCAUGUUUAGUAAAUGUUGGAAAAUUAUUAAUGACUGGAUUCGAUCUCCGAGUAUUUGUGUAUUCUUAGAUUGAUGGUAACGGUAAUUGUAUUUCAACAGUUUCAUCAUUAGAUCACUCCUGUUUUAUCUAGGAGUCGUUGUUCGUCGUGUCUCAAUUUUUUUCGCCUCAGUAGUUACCCGAAAAUCAGUUAAAUUUUGUGUGAUUCAGUUUUUGCUAUCGUACAAUAAGUAAUCGAAGUUACAAUCAGAAAAUUAUACAUUCAGAAACCGAGAUAUUUAGUGCCUUAUUUGACUCUAAACCGAAGAAAAUUCAAAUUGGAAUCCUUUACGUUGGGUUGCUCAUCGCCAUCGAACGAACAAAUCUUCGAGAAAGCAAAGCAAAGCAAACUUUCAAGUUUUCGAUUCCAAAGUAUUACAACGUUCAAUUGCAAAAAUGUUUUCCAUCUUCAAAGGUCACACACAUCUGUCGAAGCAGUUAUAUUAUUUCCACGAAGGUACGACCAUAAAGAUAUUUCCCAAUCUUCGAGGUCGUAACUACUCAGAAAAAUCAUCUCCUGUGCAAGAAUCAGGAACAACUGUGCUUUCUAGCUCACAAAAUCAUGUUGAUUCUCCAAAGUUCGUUCAUUAUACUCAUAAUUCUAUUAUGAAACAGGCAUUCCUCAGUUUGUCAAAUGACGCUAAUUUUUCCAAGGAAUUACGUUACGUGCACACUAAAAGUAACAAAGAGAGAAUCGCCAACUUACGUCACGCUGAUUUUUCCAAGCAGUUAAAUUAUACAAUAAAAAACGAUAACAUGACCAAGGAAAUUGGUAAUUUGGUGGAAGAAUGGCUCUUACGUUUCGAUUCCUUGGGUGGAAAUGAAGCUAGUGUAAUUUCCGGUGCGUUCAAUAGUUUAUUAAAAUCCAAUAUUUUUAGUACCAAAUGGAACUCCGAAUAUCGAGAAAAUUUCAAAAAGUUAAUCGUUAAAUUGGCUGAGAAAGGAGACCUGUUAUUAGAUACAAAUAGUCGAGAUUUUUCUAAAUUUAACUCUUGGCAGGUUGCUAAUAGUUUGAAAGCGUUAUCCAAUUGGGAUGUGUUGAAUAGCGAUGUAUGGGAAGGUGGUGUUCAAAUUAGAAACCGGAAAAUAGCCGAGGUUGAUUUAUUCAGAUCUUUAAUUAGUCGUUUGAUAUGUCGAGGAACUUGGAUCCUGGAGAAUGAAACAGCUGAUCAAUUUGAUUCUCAGAGUAUCACUAAUUGUCUAAGUGCUUUAGCAAAAUUUAAUAUCAACGAGUUCGACGGAUCAAAGAAAUUCAUCAGUUGUUUAGUAAAACGAGGCAUCAAAGUUAUUGAUCAGUUCAGUCCUUUAGCUAUUUCAAACAGCCUGAAUGCGUUAUCCUUGUGGAAUAUAACCGAUUUCGAAGGUGCCAGCAAAUUCAUCGCACUGCUGUUUGAACGAGGAAGUUCAACCGAUGAAAGAUACACUCCUCUGAGUAUUGCCAAAACCUUGAACGCCAUGUCUAAAUGGACCGUCGAAGAAUUGCGGGGAGACAAGAAGUUCAUAAUUUAUUUAAUGAAACAAGGAACUUCGGUUGCAAAUAAAUUCAAUUCCAAGGAGAUCGCGCUAAGUUUGAACGCUCUGUCCAAGUGGAACGUCAACGAGAUGCAAGAAGCUAGAGGUUUUAUUGUUUUGUUAAUCCAAAAUGGAAAUUCUAUCAUCGAUACUUUCAUUUGCCAAGAUAUCGUUAACUGUUUAAAUGCGUUUAGCAAAUGGAAUAUUGAUGAAUUACCAGGUUCCAAAAAGUUCAUCGUCCGUUUAAUAAAACGAGGAAGCUCAACAGCCAAUGGUUUCAAUCCUCAAGGGAUCGCCAAUAGUUUGAACGCGUUGUCGAAAUGGAAUAUUCACGAGUUGGAAGGAAGUAAACAUUUCAUCGUACAAUUGGUGAAAUGUGGAAUUCUAACAGCUGACACAUUCGACUCGUUGAGUAUUUCUAGCUCCUUAAAUGCUCUUUCUAAGUGGGAUAUCGACGAAUUUGAAAGAACCAGAGAAUUUAUUGCUCGAUUAGUAAAACGCGGUCGUUCGUUAAUCAAUAGAUUCACUUCGCGGCGAAUCGCCAACAUCUUGAACGCUUUCAGUAAAUGGAAUAUCGAAGAAUUCGAAGGAGCCAACGAGUUUAUCAUGGAGCUGCUGAAGCAAGGAAAUGCCUCAGUUGACGGUUUCAGUGCUCAAGGUACUGCAAAUAUUUUGAAUGCUGUGUCCAAAUGGAAAAUCGACGAGCUCGAAGGAACUAGAGAAUUAAUCGUUCGUUUAAUUAAACAUGGAAGUUCAACGAUCACCAGAUUCGAUUGCCAAAAUGUUAGUAAUUCUUUAAAUGCUCUUUGUAAGUGGAACGUCGAUGAAUUAGAGGGAGCUACGGAAUUUAUUGUCGAACUGAUCAAACAAGGGAACUCAAUUUCUGGUGAAUUCAAUUCGCAAGAGGUUGUUAAUAGCUUAAAUGCGCUAUGCAAGUGGAAUAUUGUUGGAAUACGAACAGCUCGAGAUUUUAUCGUACAUUUAAUCACUCGCGGAAGUGCUAUUGUUGAUGAAUUUAGUCCUCAAGAAAUUUCCAGUGGUUUAAACUCUGUUUGUAAAUUGAACAUUUUUGAUGGCAAGAAAUGGAACGAUAGUCAGUCGGAAAACUUCAAACGUUUCAUUGUCAAACUUGCAGAAAAAGCGACCAAAAUAUGCGGCGAGUUCAAUUGCCGAGGCAUCGCCGACAUAUUUGAUGCUUUUUCAGAACUGAGAAUUAUGAGUAAAGAAAAAUGGACGGCAGAUGAAUGGAACUGUUUGAAGAAUCUUCUCGUCAGUCUUUCUACUCAAGAUGCUUCGUGUAAAAGUUACACCAUACAGGAUAUUUCAAUAAUUUAUAGAACUAUAUCUGAUUGGAAUAUUCUUCAAAAUAAUGAAUUCGACUCGAAACAGAUCAAUAAGUUCAAAGAUCUCAUCAAUAAUCUGGAAAAUCGACUUCUUGCGCUUGGAAAUGAACAGAGUUUAGUAAAACCUGACGUUAAUAUCAAUUUUUCCGUUCAAAUUAUCAGAGAUUUACCUGAGCUUAAGUCUAAAAAUCUCAUUCUGUCUGAUAAGCAGUUACUGGUUUCGUUGAUGCGUUGCUUAAGUAGUAAUGUGGAGAAAUGCGAAACUUCUAGUUUGAAGAAAGAUUGGAUUCAAAAAGGUAUUUUGACUGCGUUGUAUAAUUUUUUAAACAUUGCCAUUGAAUUGGAAGAUAGACACGAUUUAGAAGGAGCAUUUGAUGAGAGUUUGUCUAAAAUAUACAAUAAAGUGAUUGGAAAUGAUUUGGAUCACAUUGAUGAAAUAGUAGAUGUAGUUUAUGAAUUUGAUAAACUACAACUAAUUCGAGACAAGCAAUUUUUGUCUAGGUAAAUGAUUAUUUUUAUACUUUUUAAACUGUGAUAAUUUAUGUUUGGAAAUUCCUUUGGUAAUAAACGUGUUAUUUUUAAUAUCAAACACAUUUAAAAUGUAUGUACAAAAAUUGAAGAUUUUUCCUAUUUUGUCAAAUGUCAAAUUAUUUUUUACGUGUGUUUCAUUUUCAUAGAGUACCUACUUGUAAAUAUGUAAAUUUCAGAACUUCAUAAUUAUUUUGUUGCUAUUCAAUUGUUCGUUUCGUUAUGUUUUUUUUUGUUGUUUUGCAUUUUCUGGAUGUAAUUUUCGUACGAGUAAAUCGAUUAAAAUUGGAACCAUUCGUUUUUUUUUCAAAUGCAAGAAAGUUUUCACUGUUGAAAAUAUUGUACAGUACCUAAUUUAUUUAGAGAGAAAAUCAACCGCUUUCUUUGAGGAUAAAUUUUUUGUCUUACGACGGAAAUACCCCAACUUGCAUGAUCAUUUUUGAACUGAACAAAACGCCUGGUCGUAAUGGCAUGCAAAAUAAUGAACACCGUCGGUCAACAUUUCAAGUUUUAAAAUGCAUUUUUUUUACUUUUUUUUUCAAAUUUUACCAAAUUGACCUAGAAAGUUGAAAUUUGAGAUAUAACUACCUAACCCAUGUUUGACUCACCAAAUCGUUUUGAGCAGUUCUGGAACUUUUUUUAAAAAAAUUUAAAUUUUAAAUUUCCGAAAACUUUCACCAAAUAAAAUUGAAAACUCGAAAUUGAUUUCGGCAUGCUGAGUUAAGUGGAGGUGAUUUCAAAGUUGUUUUAUUGAUAAGUUUAAAUUAUUACUCGCCAUGUGAGCUAAAUAAUUCAUUGUAAGCUUGAAAAUCAACAAUAAAAUUACAGCUCACAUAAUCAGUACAUGUACAUAAAAUCUAGCUAUUUUAGUAACCAGGACCUGGGUUCGAAGGAGGUAGCUUUUCCUAUAACUUCAGAAAAGUUGACGAAAGAUAAUUUUUUCAACCUUUUUAGGAAUUUUAUUUUUUAUACCCUAUUCGAAAUCAUCAGUCAGGGUAGGUAGGUAUUCGUGCUAAGUCUAACAACACAAUGAAAAUUUUAAUUUCUACAAGAAGGUAUUGCGAAAAGUUUCCUCUUAAAAGCCAUGAACUGAAAAUGAUUAAAAUACAAUUUUAAAAAAUUGAUCUAUUCUAUUGAAUUGGUAACAUUUUUCAACAACUUUUUUCUCAAAAUCCUCCAAAAUCAUGAACAAUGAUUUUUUGCAUAAUUUUUUUAAAAAAAGUGGUACUUGUUUGAAUUUUUAGCUCAUAAAAUCAACUUCAAGAGCUCUCUCCCCCACCACGGUAAUUUUUACUGCAUAAAUUCCAAUUAUUGUUGAGUUCUGAUUUCAUGGCAUUUUUUUGACGAUCUAGUCCAAAAUUGGUGGAACCAAUAAUUACAACAAAAUAAUGAACAAUUUUAAAAGAAAUUACAAUUUGUGCGACCAAAACUUGCCUAUCACUUCUUGUUAUGUACUUACCUACCUACAUAUAUCUUCCUACUUACCAGCACACGAUUCAAUAAAAUCUGCAAUUGUGAAAACAAAGAAAAAGAAAGAAAUGAAGCAAAAAAUAUGAAUCAUUUUUAAACUGACAAAGCCAGUAUAGGCAAACUUCAGAAAGACCAAAUUGGAAAUAGGCUAAGUAAAAGUCACCCCUCGGUGCACAAGUAAAGAAUCAAGUUUCACUAAUUAAAAAUUCGAUCAUUAACUAACAUUUUAUAGCAACUUCGAUAUCCUUUGAAAGAUGCACAGCCUGAGAUCUGGAAAAAAGUUGGUAUUCUGUCGUUCUAAUAGCUAUAGAUAGGUACCUAGCUCUAAAUCUAGAAACCAUCCUUGCGCACAACGCCUGAUUCUUUCUCCGGUAAAGCUACACACCAUCUUUCACCUUCUCUUUCCCAUUAUUGUUUACUCUCAGUUUUUCACCCUCAGUCUAUCCCUACGUACCACCCUAAAUACUUUUUUUUCGUAGUUCUUACUUCUUAUCUGUUCUAUAUACUGUUCUUCACCCUACAAGUUACAUUCGUUUUCUAUCGAAAGCAGUUGAUCAUUGAUAUUAUGAUUUAAAAUUCGUUGCAGUUGAAAUUUUCCAAAUUCUAUUUCACCCAAUUUUUCGAAAGUGUUCAUUUUUUUUCGUUGCGUUAAGAAAAUGUGUUAUUGUCUGAUCAAAUCAUGUUUCUGUUUCUCUCUCAAAGUUGGUACUGGCAUUAUGCUUUAUUUGAAACUGGUGAGUACCUACAAGUAGAUUUAUUCAGAUUCGGAUGUCAUAAUGAUAAUGCAUAUUUUUUUUCUUUUGUUAAUAAUAUAGGUACCUAUAGGGAAAUAUUCUAUGAACUGUAGGUCUGUACUUGGAUGUGGUAGCCUGUUGCACUUACCACAUCUCAUAAAAUCCUUGUUAAAGAUCUGUUUUGUUUUUCUUAUAGUUGCACAACAUUUUGGUAUUCGUGAUUCCUAUCGCUUAUCCGGUAGCGAACAAAUAUAUUGGAAGUACACUGGAAGUCGGUCUCUAUUUCUGGAUAUUCCUAACAGCGCAAACUUUGUGUCUAUUGCUCGGAAUUUUACGUUUUCAUUUUAACAUAAGUGCGUUUUUUGAACCUUUACAAUAUGUGCUUUUGUUUCAAUUGGUCCUAGUAGCGAGUGAUGUUGGGGUCAUAAUUUUUACGCACUACAACAACGAAUUCAAUACAUUGUGCAAGGAAACUCAGGGCAGUCAGGAGGAAACUGUUAAUGGCUGCCUAUUUAUAGCGAUCUUAUUCCAUAGUGAAUUUACGAUACUACGUAUAAUUUUCAACAUUCUCGCCCAAUACGUAUUCUACAGCUACUACAAAAUCGUAGAACUACGAGAACCUGUCCUUGUUUCUUGUGGUAUAUGCGAUGUUACUUCUGUUAAGAUGACGGAAAAAGUAGAAGAAGCCAAUAAUAAUGUGGGUGUACCUCCAGAUAAUAAUAAUGUAUCGGAAGCUCCAAAUCAGAGUGAAGAAAAUGUCGCUUCCGAGGUUCCGACUCGACGUAGAUUUUCAGGCGUCGGGCUUCGGAUUCCCUGUUCCAGUUUUUGGAUUUGGUGUGUUGGACUAACAGCUUCCAGUAAAGUCACAUCCAAACGACAAGCUUCCCGAAAAGUUACAAUAAGCCGUGUUAAGCUCAAGCCAAUUCCAGUAUGAGCAGAAAUAGUCUGAUGAUUAAUAAGCUACAUUUUAUAUUUACUAAUUUUUAUGAAAUUAUCGUAUAAUUUAUGAAGAAUUUUCAAGAAAUUACCCACCUAGGUAGGUACUUAUCCCAAGUUUCUAAUUUUUCGUACAUUUGAAAAUGUUAUUUUGCUUUCACUUUACAAUUAGAAAAAUCUGGCUACCCUCAUGCCACUGCUCUAAAUUUGAACCACUUCUGCAGUCAUUUUUUUUACAUUUUUCAAUGAUUUUUCAAAUUAAUCAUUACAACAAAAUGCAGAGAUGCAGAGGAUUUCUAUCACCAUGUAAGGUUCUAAAAAAAAAAAAAAAAAACACGGUUCAAUAUUCGUAGAGUGAAAUGCACUUGAAAUCCAAGUAGGUAGGUAUUUCAUUUGAAACGCAUAACUAGGUAUACAUUUCUCAGAAACAAAAUCAAUUUUCCUUUUUCAUUGGGUAAAUGAUUAAAAAAUAUGAUUAGGUAGGUAUUUGCAACACAACACAACCUCGUAAUUAAAAUAAGAAAACAUUUUCGCUAGAAUUUUUCCAAAAUAAAAAAAAUCGGAUUUGAAGGUUUCUUGAAAAUACGUAUGUACAUACCUAAAGAGAAAAAAAAACAAAAAAGCUCCCUCAGGAAGAACUUUUAGUUAUAAUUAAUGUAAAAACAUAAGUUUUCAAGGAGCUUAUUUUAUAACUCAGAAUUGAAACACUUUGUCAAGGUGUUGUGAUUGUGCAUUAUUUCUCGUACUUAUUCUUUUAUUCAUUUUUUUUUAUUUUUUUUUUACUAUAAAUUAGAAUUACCUAAGUAUAUAAAUACUUAUAUCUAUAAGGAAGACUUAAUAAAAAUCAUUUUUUUUGUGUU